Messenger RNA from Punica granatum (pomegranate), 996 nucleotides. The record is from RefSeq and is a predicted model, not a curated record. Lineage: Eukaryota; Viridiplantae; Streptophyta; Magnoliopsida; Myrtales; Lythraceae.
AUGGACAGAGAGCAUGAAGAGAUGCAGUUUCUGGGCCUCUUUGGCAUCUUCAAUGAGUCCUUCAAGCUAAUUCACUCAUGGAGGAAAAUCUUUACCCAGAUCUCCCUCAUUUUAAUCAUCCCUCUCGCCUUCGUCUUCCUCCUCCACAUGGACGUGUCGGACGUCCUCUUCUCAAAGAUCAUCACCAACGAGCGGGCCCUGGAUCGGAGCAUCGGGACACCGUCAUACGGGAAGCUGUCCGACGUCCUCUCUAAGGAGUGGACCGUGUUCCUCCUCUUCAAGGCGGCCUACUUCACCUUCCUCCUAGUCCUCUCCCUCCUCUCCACAUCCGCCGUGGUCUACACCAUCGCUUGCGUCUACACCGCUCGGGAGGUCACCUUCCGGAAGGUCCUCAGUGUCGUCCCCCGGGUCUGGAGGCGGCUCAUGGUCACGUUCCUGUGCAUAUUCGUGGCCAUGUUUCUCUACAACACCUUUGCCAUUGCACUGCUCGUUGCGUUCAUACUGAUGUUGGGAGACACCGCCAUCGGAGCAGUAGUCAUGGUCAUCCUGGCAAUCCUCUACCUGGUAGGGCUCGUGUACAUGAGCAUCGUAUGGCAGUUAGCCAGUGUUGUGUCAGUGCUUGAGGAGGAUUACGGCAUUAGAGCCAUGGCCAAAAGCAAAAAUCUGAUCAAGGGGAAGACAGGUAUAUCGGUGGUCGCCUUCGUUGUGUUGAAUUUCCUCGAAUGGGUAGUACUGGUACUAUUCAAGAAGUUUGUCGUCCAUGGAGGCAUGCUUAGGAUCCCAGCAAAGCUCGGGUUGGGGAUCCUGUCCCUCGCGGUGCUAUCGGGUCUCUUCCUAUUUGGUCUCACUAUGCAAACUGUGAUUUACUUCGUCUGCAAGUCCUACCACCAUGAGAACAUUGACAAGUCUGCCUUAUCGGAUCAUCUCGAAGUUUAUCUUGGAGAGUACGUUCCUCUCACGGCCAAGGACGUCCAGCUCGAACAGUACCAUGUUUAA